AUGGGACAGUCGACCUCAUCCCCAUUGUCUCUCACCCUCGACCAUUGGUCGGAGGUGUGGAAGAGGGCUCACAAUCUCUCCUUGCAGGUCAAGAAGAGUAAAUGGCUGGAUUUCUGUUCGACUGAGUGGCCUACUUUCUCUGUGGGAUGGCCACCAGAGGGGACUUUCCAUCUGCCCCUCAUCCUAGCAGUUAAGAACAUCAUCUUCCACCCCAGACAAGGGGGCCACCCUGAUCAGGUCGCUUACAUCUUGGUAUCGCAGGACCUCAGGGAGGAACCCCCACUGUGGGUGAAACCCUUUCUUCCCCCUUCUGACUCCUCUAUACCAAAGCUCUUAGCUCUGAAAGGACCUCCCGCUCCGGCUCCGGUCCUGCCCGACGCUCCUUCUCCUUCAGCACCCUCUUCACCUGAACCGAACCCCUCUUCUCCUCCGAUACCCAUGUCCCCUCUAUAUCCUCCGCUCCCUGCGAUGGCUUGCUCUGGGUCUACACCUCCGGGGCCCACGGGCUCAGCCCAGAACACUCGGAGCAAGCUACGGCCUGAGGACCCAGUUUUUACCCUUCCUCUUUGCCCCUACGGGCCCAUGAUAGAUGACGGGUCGGAUGGAGGGCAGAUGUCCGCUUUACAGUACUGGCCUUUUUCUACCUCAGAUCUCUAUAACUGGAAAAACAAUAACCCUCCUUUCUCUGAUGAUCCAUCUAAGUUAACAGGUUUAAUGGAUUCUAUCAUGUUCUCCCACCAACCCACAUGGGAUGACUGCCAGCAGCUUCUAGGGGUCCUGUUCACCACCGAGGAGAGAGACCGCAUCCUUCUGGAAGCCCAGAAAGCUGUUCCCGGAGAAAACGGCAGACCCACCCAGAGACCAGACCUGAUUGAUGAUUUCUUCCCCUUGAAACGCCCCAACUGGGACCCCAACUCACCUACCGGUAGGCAGCAUCUUUCUAUCUAUCACCAGACUCUAAUGGCAGGUCUCCAGGCGGCUGCAAGGUGCCCCACUAAUUUGGCCAAGGUAAGGGAAGUUACCCAAGGGCCUACUGAGACUCCCUCAGUUUUUCUGGAAUGCCUGAUGGAAGCUUACCGGCGGUACACGCCUUUUAACCCUGAAGAGGAAGGCCAACAGGGCUCAAUAGCCAUGGCUUUCAUAGGGCAAUCGGCUCCUGAUAUAAGACGUAAGCUCCAAAGGCUAGAUGGUCUGCAGGACCUAACUCUGAGGGAUCUUGUUAAGGAAGCUGAAAAAGUCUACUAUAAACAGGAGACAGAGGAGGAAAAAGAGUUAGCUAGGGACAAAAGACGAAACAAGGAAUUAGCUAAAAUGUUGGCCACAGUUAUUCAGGGAAAACCUGAGACAGGAAAGGGAAAGCCCACUCGCCCCCCAUUAGACCCUGACCAAUGUGCAUAUUGUAAGGAAAAAGGACACCUGAUCAAAGACUGCUCGCAGCGAUCCCGAGCCCCCAUGCUCGCCUUAGAUGAAGAAGACUAGGGACUUCGGGGCUCGGACCCCCUCCCCGAGCUCAGGGUAAUGUUUAAAGUGGAGGGGACUCCCGUAGAAUUCGAGGUCGAUACGGGAGCUGUUUACUCGGCCCUUCAGGCCCCCUUAGCGGCCCUUUCAACUAAGAAAUCAUUAGUUCAAGGGGCUAACAGGAGCAAAUAUCGCUCGUGGACUACUGAGCGUACAGUUGACCUAGGCAAGGGAAAAGUAAAACACUCCUUCCUGGUUAUUCCUGAAUGCCCGGCUCCCCUCCUGGGACGAGACUUGUGAACCAAACUGGGGGCGAAAAUCUCCUUUGAGCCCCAAGGACCUCAGGUGACAUUCUGUAACCCAAAGGUUGGGCAACCCAUGGUUACAGUGUUAUCUCUAAAAUUGGAAGAUGAAUAUAGGCUCUAUGACCACCGAGACCUCCAGCCCAUCGCCCCUGCCUGGCUAACUGAUUUUAAAGACUCUUGGGCCAAGACAGCUGGGCUCGGGCUGGCAAGCCAGCAACUGCCUGUAGUGGUCACUCUAAAAGCCACCGCCUCCCCUAUUCGAGUUAAACAAUAUCCCAUUAAUAGAGAAGCUCACCUGGGGAUCAAGGUACACAUACAGAUACUUUUAGACCAAGGGGUAUUGACUCCUUGCCGGUCUGCAUGGAAUACUCCGCUACUCCCGGUCAAAAAGCCCGGGACAAAUGACUACAGACCAGUACAGGACUUGAGGGAGGUCAACAGCAGGGUGGAAGACAUUCACCCCACCGUACCCAAUCCUUAUAACCUCCUCAGCGGUUUAAAUCCAUCAAGGACUUGGUAUACUGUUUUAGAUUUAAAGGAUGCCUUUUUCUGUUUGCCUUUACACAAAGAUAGCCAGCCCUUGUUUGCGUUUGAAUGGACGGACCCCGAGACUGGGUCCACCGGACAAUUGACCUGGACGCGCCUCCCACAGGGCUUCAAAAAUAGCCCGACCAUCUUUGAUGAGGCUCUACACAAGGAUUUAGCCCCCUUUCGGGCUCAACACCCGAACCUCACCCUCCUCCAAUAUAGCCAAAAACAAUUACGAGAGUUCCUGGGUACCGCGGGGUUUUGCCGGUUGUGGAUCCCUGGGUUCGCAACCUUGGCAGCUCCCCUGUACCCGUUACUGAAGGGGGGAUCUCCCUUUGUUUGGGAAAAGGACCACCAGCAGGCCUUUGAUGCCAUCAAGCGGGCCCUCCUAUCCGCUCCGGCCCUGGCCCUUCCUAAUGUGGAUAAACCCUUUACUCUCUUCAUUGCAGAGAAGAAAGGAAUAGCGAGAGGAGUACUAACCCAGGCCUUUGGGCCAUGGAGGCGUCUGGUGGCCUACCUCUCGAAAAGACUGGACACUGUGGCAAGCAGCAAAGACAAGGUAACUUUUGGAACCCCGGUGACUCUCAACCCGGUGACCCUGCUGCCGGAAGAAGCACCAGAACCCAUCCUCCAUACCUGCCAGGACAUCUUGGCAGAAGAGGCCGGAGUAUGGCCAGACUUAUUAGAAUACCCCCUACCCGAUGCAGAGGUGACCUACUUCACUGAUGGGAGUAGCUUCUUAAUUCAAGAUUCUCCUCCCAAAGAGAAAGCUCAGGUUAACCAAACCCCUGAGGCAUCUGACCUGACUACUUACAUACAACAGGCCCACCGGCUCACCCACUUGGGAGUUAAAAAGCUGUGCCUACUGGCCCAACGCCAGGACUUCCCGGGGGCAUCCCCCACUGCCAUACGUCAGGUAAUAGGGUCUGACAAUGGGCCGGCGUUUGUGGCUAAGGAUUGGACGAUGCUCCUGCCUUAUGCCCUUUUUCGCUCUCGAAACACCCUGUCUGCCAAACCCCCUAACCUUACUCCCUUUGAGAUCCUUUUUGGCACUCCACCACCUAUUCGGGAUCUCACUCCCUUAACUGAACAUGCUGCCUUGUUGCCAACCUCCCUGUCUGACAGGCUCAUCGCCCUCGACAAUCUACAGAGGGACGUUUGGAUGCAACUAGCCUCGGCCUACGCCUCCAGUGAGUUCCCUGCACCACAUCCGUACCAAGUGGGAGACUUUGUGUUCGUCCGGCGCCACCAACAAGAGACUCUACAGCCUCACUGGAAAGGACCAUACCAGGUCCUAUUAACUACUCCUACAGCGGUAAAGGUUGACGGGAUCGCCUCUUGGAUCCACACGUCACAUCUAAAGCCUGCUUCAGGGCCAGAGGACGACUCCUGGGAACUCAAAUGGUCUGAUAACCCCUUAAAACUUAAACUGAGCUGA
This is a messenger RNA of Cavia porcellus (domestic guinea pig), 3729 nucleotides long. RefSeq lists its product as uncharacterized. The record is from RefSeq and is a predicted model, not a curated record. Lineage: Eukaryota; Metazoa; Chordata; Mammalia; Rodentia; Caviidae. Gene Ontology annotation, biological process: proteolysis; virion assembly. Gene Ontology annotation, molecular function: aspartic-type endopeptidase activity; nucleic acid binding; zinc ion binding.